AUGCCUCGCUACUCUGACUCGCGCUCCAGCGUGCUGGAAAGUGACUCCGAGUAUCUUUCUCGUGAGUCCCGCGGGCGCCAUCGGUCCCGUGGUGCUGCGAUCCUCGACCGACCACCGCGCAGAGUUGAAGAUGAAUUUCGCUGGGACGCUCGCUUGCAAGAAACCGAUCGCUUCGGACCUCCAGCUCGCCGACCGAGCAGACACUAUGAAGAUGACCACCUUCACCACUCGGGACCCCUAAUUCGCCAUGAGCGCCGCCAUGCAGAGAGUCCCCCUCCUCGACCCAGGAUGCUGCGCAGACAAUCCUCACUUGAUACAUACGAUCGUCUGCCCUCGCGCAAAAUCGACGAGUACUACCAUGGUUAUCUCCCCCGCGGGGCGCCUAGCCCUCCUCCUGCGCGCCGCAGGGUCCGUCGAGACGAGUAUGAAGCGAUUCGCAUUCCGGAGCGGGAGAGUCGAUAUAGGGAGAGGGUAGAAGAGGUGAAGUCAUAUCCUCGUAAAGGCAAGACUCGCAUGCCCCGGAAGCUCGUACAUACACGUGCGAUCCGUGAAUACGGGUAUCCCUAUGAAGAAGAGGAUGACCUGGUCAUUAUUCAACUAGCUCUUUCCAAAGAGCAGAUUGAUGCCGUCAUUGAGAGAAGUCGCGAGAUCAAGCGUCAGGCUGAAGCCAUUCCUAUAAGAGCACGAUCUCCCGUCCGAGCGACAUCGAGACACAGAAGAGUGGAGCGAGUCGCGAUGGAGACCUUUACCCCAAGUCCAAGGGCGAGUGAGACCCUUAUCGUCGAGCCAGCGUCGGAUCGAUACCUUUCGCCGUCGCCCGCAGGCUACGACUACUCGACGAAGACAACGAGGAGGACUGUGUCCCGGUCUCGGUCGAUUUCCAUUGCACCACGUACCCGUACCCGACGUCAUUCAUCUCCUGUCCGCAUGCUAGUAGCGCCUCGUGACGAGCGCAGCGACAAUCCUGGACAACUCGCGAUGGUUAUACGCCCUCGAGACAGCGAUAGUAGUCUUGAUGACUAUGCCAUCGAUCACUACAGGCCGCCAUUUGACCCGGAAACUGCUCUAUAUGGGCCCAGCGGUGAGGAGGAGGAAGUCUUAGAGAUCAAGAAGGACCGCAGAGGUCCUCCCUCGCGAACCCUUCGCCGCAUGCUUGCAACCAUGACCUAA
Aspergillus calidoustus is the source of this 1170-nucleotide messenger RNA. NCBI's taxonomy places the organism in Eukaryota, Fungi, Ascomycota, Eurotiomycetes, Eurotiales, Aspergillaceae. The record is from the annotation of a GenBank genome assembly.